AUGCCGGAUGAUUUUUCACAUCAUUCUCUCUCCCAACAUACCAACACGGCCACCUCCAGUGGGAGUCAGGCAAUUCGCACCCCAACUCCUAUUCCAGUCUUCCAUGCUCCAACUCCAGUUCAGGCCCAAUCACUGCAAUAUCAACCUCAGGGGUUCAAUGGCUUGAUGCAGCCAAACCCCCAGGCAUACGUACAAUAUGGGCCAUAUGGGCAGGUGUACGGACAAGCUCCCUAUCUGACUGGACCGUCCAUGCAACCGCAACCCAUUGAUUGGCAGAUGCGCCUACUUACUCUGGGAGAUAAGACGCCCCCGUUUUCGCAAGAUAUCCUAAAUGCCCCUCAGCCACUAAAGGUGAAGAGUGUACUUGUGGGAGCCUAUGAUGGCACGGGCAACCCAGAGGAGCACAUCACCUCGUACAAGAACCUGAUGUAUUUGCAAAGUGUAGAUGAUUCUACGUGGUGCAAAUGUUUCCCAGCCACUCUGAAGGGUGUGGCACAGGACUGGUUCAAUAGUUUGCCGGCUGGUUGUAUCAAUUGUUUUACCACUCUUAGUUUGCUGUUCGUGGGAAAUUUUUCAUACAACAUACCACCUCGAAAGACUAGCCUUAACUUGGCGACAAUCAUCCAAGAAAAAAAUGAGGGCUUACGCUCGUACGUCCAACGAUUUAACCAAGAAAAAGCCCAAAUUCAUAAUUUACCGGAUGAAAUGGCUUACUCUGAAUUUCUCCGGGGAUUAAGGCACAAUGGUUUUAAAUUUGACUUGGAUAAGUUUGAGUUUGAGAAGCCACAGCCGCUGAGAGGCCCAGCUCAGUACAGGAACAAGAACAAGUAUUUUCAUUACCACAAGGACGUGGGACAUGACACAAAUGAUUGUAUCAACUUGAAGAGACUGCUGGACAAAUUGGCCGAGAAGGGCAUGCUGAAUUCAUAUGUGAUGAAGUCCAAAUUCACUUACACACGGACAAACAACACGUCCGAGCAAAGACAGAAGAAUGAUAAGAACAAAGAUAAAGAGGAUGACGGCAACAACACUGAUUCGGGCUUUGUGGCCGUGAUAUUAGGAGGAUUUGCCUCAGGCGGUCCCACUAAGAGAGGGAUCAAGCAGGAUGCUUGGAACUUGGGAAAGGUGAUGCAGAUGGAUUCAGUGAAGGCUGAACCCUUCCCCGAGGUAAUUAUCAGUGAGGCCGAUCGGGGGGAGGUCAAAGCCUUACACAAUGAUCCCAUGGUAUUCAUUAUGAAGAUAGCCAAUCUAAAGGUCGGACGAAUAUUGAUAGACACAGGUAGCGCGGCUGAUAUAAUCAGCCUGGCCGCCUUGAAAAAUCUAAGCUUCCCAGAGGAUGCUCUCUAA
Messenger RNA from Chenopodium quinoa (quinoa), 1347 nucleotides. RefSeq lists its product as uncharacterized. The transcript has 2 exons. Bases 1 to 1347 code for a protein of 448 amino acids. NCBI's taxonomy places the organism in Eukaryota, Viridiplantae, Streptophyta, Magnoliopsida, Caryophyllales, Amaranthaceae. The record is from RefSeq and is a predicted model, not a curated record.